AUGUCUGCAAGCAGGCGUCGAGCGUCCACAUCGAGCGUGGAAACCGUCGAUGAUUCCGAAACGCGCUGGCGUCAAGAAAGCUCAGUCAUACGCUCCGUCAACAAGGAGUUGCCCUCGGAUGACUGGCCCAUUUUCGAGUUGCAGAAUGCCAUAGUGCUCGACAAGGACGGCAAGAAUAUUGAAAAUGCCCUUCUCACUGGCGUCAGAGGCCCGUUCAUCAUUCGUGGUCAUCUAGUCAUUGACGACCCAAGCCAAAAGAGUUACUUGAUCAUGCGCGUCCGGUCAUCAGCACCAGUGGAGAUUCGGAAAUCCGCUUUAUACUCGAUCGGUGAAUCGCCCGAUGGCCGGCCGCUGAUUUGGGUGUCUGGACAGGGCGGCUGGUACGAGCUUGACCCCUGCCCAGAGUAUCAGCCAAUGUACAACAAGAUGUGCGAGGCGACCACCUUGUUCUACAAUAUCCUGGACAUCUACAACCAAGACCCUCCGAGGAAACCGAAGAAGUGCAAGAACUAUACUCCGAUGGAUGAGCUACUUCAUGUCUUCCACAAGUAUGCUUCACGGAUUGGGGAUGGCUCAACCAUUGAAGAGGUCAUCGCGAGGGCGCGUGAGCAUGUCGACUUCUUUCAGGACAAGUUUUCGCACAACGACGACCCCAUCGUUUGGUCCUCGACCGCCUUUCACAAGUGGAUCACGGGCGAUCCUGUUGUGAUGGAGAGGCAAAUGAACGAGGCGCUGGAGAGAAUACGGAGACAGCCAUAUGUGCCCACGGGGGUGGCCGGCCGCCUGCCACGAAGAGUCAAGUCGGAUAUUGUCGGCGUCACCAAGCCGCAACGCAACGCAAAACCAAAGAUCACGUCCCUCGCACACGGUACCGAUAAGCAAACGAUUUCUGCUUCGCUUCGCACUCCGCUGUCGGCUGACGGCCGGCACCACAUCGUGCCGCAUUAUGAGUGGACUGAAAAGGAUAACCUCCCCAACUCUCCCUUCCAUGCCGCUUUUGCUACAUUCGAGGACUGCUUUCGCGCAUUAGGACAGACUAAGAGAGGUCUGACGCUUUCGGGAGCACUCGGAUACCUCUAUUUCAACUACUCGAUGCCCAACUACAGAACGGGGGAGCCUGGCUCAUACAAGCAGCCUGCACGGGAGUGGUUGCAUUACUACUCGAGGGCCUUCCUGCACAUGUACAAAGGACGCAAGGAGGCCAAGCGACACAGCCUCUUUGGCGAACUGCAGAGCAUGGCCGAGGAGGAUUUCAUCCCCAUUGCCUACAAGGCAAGGGACUUUCCCGUCAUUUUCACGAACCGCAAAUCGCAGCCCCGGAAAGCGUCGGCGCAGGUCCCGUCCACGCCGGCACCUCGUGACGGAGGCUCUUCGGCAACGGACGUCCCGAAACCGAUGGGCAAACGACCCACCCGUACGCCGGGCAAAUCCAGCUUGCGACCCAUCAGCCGCGCUACCAAGAAACGGCGGCUGCACGACGAACUCGAGAGCGAUUAUGCAAUAUCGGACUCUCCCGGGAACAAGCGACCACGAAACCAUGGCGAAGACGACUCCUUCAACAACAUGGACGCGGACGGGGACGUGGACGCCGAAGACGGACCAGAGCUCGGUUCCCCGGGAGAGGACGAAGCCGGCGAAAAGACCGGAGGCAAGCACCCAGGCUCCCAGUGCAAUAUCGAACCCAUCAAGCUCGUGAUUAGAGCAGAGAGAUUACCCGAGACGUCGCCUCGCGGCCCGCACGAUACGUGGACAUGCGACCAAGAAGGAUGCGACUACAUUGUGCGCGGCGGAGACGAGGACGAGUGCCAGGCCCGUAUCCGCCAGCACUUCCGAGACCACGAGCAGCAGCUGGCCCGAGUCAACCUGGCAGUGACGGAAGGCUCGCGCGGCCACCUACCCAUCCAUCAUUUACUCGAAAAAAUCAAGCAGAUGCGUCGGAAGAGCUCCCUCCCCAGCCAGACGCACCACGAGGUUCAGCCGAUCAAGAGGAAAUUGAUAGUGUGA
Messenger RNA from Ustilaginoidea virens, 2004 nucleotides. RefSeq lists its product as uncharacterized. The transcript has 5 exons. The record is from RefSeq and is a predicted model, not a curated record. NCBI's taxonomy places the organism in Eukaryota, Fungi, Ascomycota, Sordariomycetes, Hypocreales, Clavicipitaceae. The coding region runs from base 1 to 2004 and encodes 667 amino acids.